AUGGGACCAGUGCAUCUUCUAAUCAAACCUCUGAAGAUAAAGAUUUGGAAAAGAAAUUUUGCAAAGAUGACCCAUUUACAUGCUGGACUCAGUCCAGAGACUAUAGAGAAAGCUCGUCUGGAACUAAAUGAAAAUCCAGAUGUUUUGCACCAGAAUAUCCAACAAGUCAGGGACAUGAUCAUCACAAGGCCUGACAUUGGAUUUUUACGUACAGAUGAUGCCUUCAUCUUGAGAUUUCUCCGAGCCAGAAAGUUUCACCAAACAGAUGCCUUCAGAUUACUGGCUCAGUACUUCCAGUACCGUCAACUGAACCUGGAUAUGUUCAAAAAUUUCAAGGCUGAUGAUCCAGGUAUCAAACGAGCCCUAAUUGAUGGCUUCCCAGGAGUGCUGGAAAACCGUGAUCACUAUGGCAGGAAGAUACUUCUGCUCUUUGCAGCCAACUGGGAUCAGAGUAGGAAUUCUUUCAUAGACAUUUUACGGGCUAUUCUGUUGUCCUUAGAAGUUCUCAUUGAAGAUCAAGAGCUUCAGAUAAAUGGCUUCAUUCUAAUUAUAGACUGGAGUAAUUUUUCCUUCAAGCAAGCUUCCAAACUAACACCUUCCAUCCUCAAACUGGCAAUUGAAGGGUUACAGGACAGCUUUCCUGCUCGCUUCGGGGGAGUCCAUUUUGUGAACCAGCCAUGGUACAUCCAUGCCCUGUACACGCUCAUCAAGCCUUUCCUCAAAGACAAGACAAGGAAAAGGAUAUUUCUCCAUGGUAACAAUCUGAAUAGCCUUCACCAGCUUAUACACCCUGACUGCCUGCCCUCAGAGUUUGGAGGGACACUUCCUCCUUAUGAUAUGGGCACUUGGGCUCGGACGUUACUUGGUCCAGACUACAGUGAUGAAAACGACUACACUCACACUUCCUACAACACCAUGCACGUGACACAUUCAUCUUCCAACCUGGAGAGAGAAUGCUCACCAAAACACAUGAAAAGGUCACAGUCGGUGGUGGAACCUGGAACACUGAAACAUGAGGAACAGAGUGAGAAUGAGAACACCCAGCCACUACUGGCCCUAGACUGA
Varanus komodoensis (Komodo dragon) is the source of this 1065-nucleotide messenger RNA. It is a transcript of the gene CLVS1, whose product is annotated as clavesin 1. NCBI's taxonomy places the organism in Eukaryota, Metazoa, Chordata, Lepidosauria, Squamata, Varanidae. Gene Ontology annotation, cellular component: membrane. The record is from RefSeq and is a predicted model, not a curated record. Gene Ontology annotation, molecular function: phosphatidylinositol bisphosphate binding.